Messenger RNA from Prunus armeniaca (apricot), 912 nucleotides. Lineage: Eukaryota; Viridiplantae; Streptophyta; Magnoliopsida; Rosales; Rosaceae. The record is from the annotation of a GenBank genome assembly.
AUGAAUUCAGGGGAUUUGGGGGCUCAACAUCCUCCUUUCCCGCGGCUGUGCAAUGAGGGCUUCCACUCUUGGUUUGCUGUUUUUUCUUCUUUUCUUUCCUCUUCCUUGGCUGAAUCUGAUGAAGGAAAAGAGGUGAAAAUAUAUGCUGGUCCAAGGGAUGCUUCUGACAGCAUGCGGGAUGGUAUUCAUCGGUUCUUUGGAUGUCUCUGGCUUGGGACUGGUUUCCAGCAGCUUUGCUUAAGGAGUCUGCCAUCUGCUCUUCACACCCAAAACUUCUCUCCAACUAUUUUUCUGCUUUUGCUCUUCCACGAAGUCAGACCAAGGAAGAAAGUGCAAUCGGGUAGGAAUCACCCAUCUCCAGCUGCUGGGAAGAAAGCCCCCAGUCCGACUCGGACUCAACCUCGUCGUUCCUCCUUCGUUCCAAAGGAGCCCGUUCGUCGCUGCUGGAAAGCCAAAUACCAAAACCCCCCUUUUUACCCAUCUUGUUUCCGCUGCAACAAUAGUGCUCACGGAGUGGGUGCUAGCAAGGAAGGGCCCGCGCCAUUGUCUAGGUUUCUUCCUUCGUUGAUUUUGCUCGAGCUGCUGGAAAGGCUUUCUUUCCUUGAGGACGUACCUAUAAGGGCAUCCGGUAAUCCACCAUUUAUCAUAAGGGAUCAUCUUUACUCCGUAGAUGACAGGUUGAAGAGAGGGAGACCACCUCCCUUGCUUAAGGGCGCCGACGAGGAUGUAAUUAUUGAUGAAGAACCAGCGCCAGAAGCUACUCCAGUGAUCGACCCCGCAUCUGUAUCAAGGUGCUGCAUAGAAAGGGGUAUGUUUCCGGCAGUUCCUUUGUUCUUUCAAUAUCCUUGCAGCACCAGCAAGGGUUGGUCGGAGUGGGUUGAUGAUGAACUGAAGAACCCGUCUACCCCGUGA